Molecule: messenger RNA, 606 nt
Organism: Diachasmimorpha longicaudata
Lineage: Eukaryota; Metazoa; Arthropoda; Insecta; Hymenoptera; Braconidae
Product: omega-conotoxin-like protein 1
Exons: 3
Coding region: 196-477 (93 amino acids)
Source: RefSeq, a predicted model, not a curated record
CACUAUUUACACAUGUUACAUCCAACUGGAGGAUAAAUCUUACAUUCGUAGAAUUCAUUGCUCGUAUAAAGGCGUUCUACUACGUCUUGUCGGUUCAGUUGCGGUGUAACCUUUCAACGGUCAGUAGCGAGACUGAAUUAAUCUCAGUGAUUCUAUCAUUUUUUCUUGGUCAAUAUUGAAUUCAUCCCACUCAACAUGUCCAAAGUGUUGUUGUUUGCUCUGGUUGGCCUGAUGGCUGUCGUACUUAUCACAGCUCGUUCAGCUGAUAAACAGGCAACUGCUAAAUCACCAGUCUGCACUAGUGGUCGACAUGGUGACCCCUGUGUUGCAACGCGUGACUGCUGCGACAAACUGAUAUGCAACGCGUACGCUCAUCGGUGCCAAGUGCAAAUCACUCGAGAGGAAUUGCUCGCCAAACGAGAGGAAAUUUUAUCGAAGAAUAAGAACAAAAAGCAGAAUUCAGCCCCAGCUGCCUAACUGAAAUCCAAAAUUAUGCCUCACGGCUUUGAUAAUUAACCCUGUCCUUAGAAUCUCACAAAUUAAUGUCCUCAACUAACAAUUAGUCUUGUAUGAUGAAGGGAAAAUAAAUCCCAUGGAUUAUCCGAA